CUCUUUGAAGUCCGCCCUGUCUGGUCUCGGAAUGCAGUAAAAGCCAAUAUCAGUGUCCACCCGGAUAAGCUGAAACUUCUGUUGCCGUAUUUGGCCUAUUACAUGUUAACCGGUCCUUGGAGAAGCUUAUGGGUUAGAUUUGGGUAUGACCCCAGAAAACACCCUGAAGCAAAGAUUUAUCAAGUAUUGGACUUCCGAAUUCGCUGUGGAAUGAAAUAUGGUUACGCCCCUAAUGAUAUGCCCGUGAAAGCAAAACGCAGCACGUAUAACUACAGUCUGCCCAUCACUGUCAAGAAGCCAGUAAGCCAUACAGUCAGCGUGCAUGAUCUGAAACAGGGGCUUGGUACAUCUGGUGCAUCCAGUGCAAAAAAGCCUGCCUCCAGCAGGUAUAAACUGAAGGAAUCCAUCUACAUUUUCCGAGAAGGAGCCUUACCCCCUUACCGGCAGAUGUUUUACCAGCUGUGUGACUUGAAUGUGGAAAGCCUACAGAAAAUCAUCCGUCGGAAUGAUGGCACAGAGUCAGAAUGUACAGAGCGGGAUGGGUGGUGCCUUCCAAAGACUAGUGAUGAUCUGCGAGACACCAUGUCCUUGAUGAUAAAGCAGAUAAUCAGAUCCACAAGACCUGCUCUUUUCUCAAGUACAACAAGCAGUGAAGAUGGCAAAGAGCAGCUGGCAUAUGAGUCAGGAGAGGAUGAGGAUGAUGAAGAGGAGGAGGAAGAGGACUUCAAGCCUUCUGAUGGGAGUGAAAAUGAAAUGGAGACAGAAAUUCUGGACUAUGUGUGA
Phaethon lepturus (White-tailed tropicbird) is the source of this 783-nucleotide messenger RNA. RefSeq names its product general transcription factor IIIC, polypeptide 5, 63kDa (gene GTF3C5). The record is from RefSeq and is a predicted model, not a curated record. The annotation marks the transcript as partial. The transcript has 7 exons. Gene Ontology annotation, biological process: transcription initiation at RNA polymerase III promoter. NCBI's taxonomy places the organism in Eukaryota, Metazoa, Chordata, Aves, Phaethontiformes, Phaethontidae. Gene Ontology annotation, cellular component: transcription factor TFIIIC complex.